Messenger RNA from Quercus lobata, 1317 nucleotides. RefSeq lists its product as uncharacterized. The record is from RefSeq and is a predicted model, not a curated record. The transcript is spliced from 6 exons. Gene Ontology annotation, cellular component: Golgi apparatus. The coding region runs from base 1 to 1005 and encodes 334 amino acids. NCBI's taxonomy places the organism in Eukaryota, Viridiplantae, Streptophyta, Magnoliopsida, Fagales, Fagaceae.
AUGCGUGUUAUUCUUGCAUCAAUCCGUGGGACUGUGAUGGAGCUUGGAAAUACACCUAUUAAAUGGGGCACAAAAGUUGUUAGGCAUCCUGAUUGCUGUUGGUCUUGCAGUUGGUCCUGCGAAGGUCUGGGUCACCAGGAGUCCAGCCUCAGAUGUGCCCUUGAGGAAGCCAUGUUUCUUAAAAGAACUUUUGUCAUGCCUUCUAGGAUGUGCAUCAAUCCUAUACAUAACAAGAAAGGAAUCCUUCAUCAUUCCGAUAACAGAAGUUCAGAGGAAAGGUGGGCAGCAAGCUCUUGUGCCGUGGACUCUUUGUAUGAUAUGGACCUCAUAUCUGAUACUGUACCUGUAAUUUUAGACAAUUCAAAACUAUGGUAUCAAGUACUAUCUACGAGUAUGAAGCUAGGACCUAGGGGAGUUGCCCACGUGGAAGGAAUUAAUCGUGUUGAUCUUAAAGAGGACAGUCAUUACUCAAAUCUCUUGCUCAUAAACCGAACUGCAAGCUGUCUUUCAUGGCUAUUUGAUUUCGCCAUUCCCUGUCUUCCAUAUGAAGUGUUAGAAUUGAAAAGUACAUGUCCUAAAAUAUGCCAUGCUCGUCGUGGUGAUAAAAUAAAAAACAGCAAGGACAGAUUUGGAGUUGAAAGAAGCCUGCAUCCCCAUCUGGAUAGGGAUACACGUCCUGAGUUUAUCUUACGUAGAAUUAAAAAGGGGAUCCCACCUGGACGAACUAUUUUUAUUGCUUCCAAUGAGAGGACUACUGGAUUUUUUUCCCCUCUCUCUGUCAGGUACAAAUGGCCAUAUUCAUCAAACUAUAGCUGGAUUCUGGAUCCUUUGAUUAAGAACAACUACCAGUUGUUCAUUGUUGAGAGGGUUAUCAUAAUGGGAGCCAAAACAUCCAUUAAAACAUUCAAGGAGGAUGAAACUGUACUCAGCCUCACUGAUGACCCAAAGAAGAACACCAAAUCGUGGCAAAUACCUGUUUAUACCAUGGAUGAAGAGGGAAGGUGACAAGGCUUGCAUAAGGAGUUUUCUGAUUUAUCUACCACCAAGCUCAUUAUUUCCACUCAUUCCCAUACAACACAAGCACACUAGUUGCAUAUCAGAAAGCUAACAGAGAAAAAUCUACAUUGGGAGGAAAUGAGAGGCUGACCACUUAAAAUCGAUGUUGUAAAUUGUGGUACAAGUUAAAGAUAGGCUUGUAUGUGUUCACGAUAAAUAUGUGUAUCUUUACAGAACAUGCUCAUUUUUGCCCCUUUUUACAUAUUUCUGCACUUUCAAGUGUUCACUAGCAAUAUGUUAAUUCAUGCAUUCUUUUCUCUC